Molecule: messenger RNA, 1727 nt
Organism: Daktulosphaira vitifoliae (grape phylloxera)
Lineage: Eukaryota; Metazoa; Arthropoda; Insecta; Hemiptera; Phylloxeridae
Gene: AhcyL2
Product: S-adenosylhomocysteine hydrolase-like protein 1
Exons: 2
Coding region: 182-1699 (505 amino acids)
Biological process (GO): L-methionine cycle
Cellular component (GO): cytosol
Source: RefSeq, a predicted model, not a curated record
GGGUAGUCAAAUAUAAGACUUACAAGCUGCUGAUCAUUAACCCAUUUGUUGUGAGGACCUUGUUUAUUGUUCUUGAUUUUUUCAGGAAACGCGAUAUUAGGCAAUAUAUCUCCAUUUUAAGGAGUUUUUUACUUGGAUUUUUUUCUUCAGCUCCACUUCUGAAAACAGCUUUAAAAUUGAAAUGUCUUCUAGUAAGGACAUAACUAAUAAUGAACUUAUUGAUAUCAUUAGUGAAAAAAUGCCAUCAACUACUAUGUUUAAAAAUAACCACAAAUUACGAUCAAUAUCUACUUAUCCUUCAGAUACCUCAUCUUGUAGUAGUUCGGCUUGUGUUUCAGAAGAUGACGAUAGUGGUACACCAGUAAGAAGUAAAAAUCAGCAAAAUAGCUUAGGAUUCAGUGAUUUUUGUGUUAAAGAUUUGCGUCUUCAUGGGUAUGGUAGAAGGGAAAUUGAUCUUGCUGAACAAGAAAUGUUAGGAUUAAUUGCUUUAAAAAAACAAACAUUUCAUAGUAAACCUUUAUCAGGUGCUCGAAUUGUAGGAUGUACUCCCAUUACAGCUCCUACUGCUGUAUUAAUAGAAACGCUGAAUGCUCUGGGAGCAGAAUUGCGUUGGUGUGCAUGUAAUAUUUAUUCCACUCAAAAUGAAGUUGCAGCUGCAUUAGCUGAAGUAGGAUUUUCAAUUUAUGCAUGGAGAGGAGAGACUGUAGAAGAUUUUUGGUACUGUAUAGAAAGAUGUUUUAGUAAUAAAGACUGGAUACCCAAUAUGAUCAUGGAUGAUGGUGGUGAUGCUACUCACUUUUGUCAAUCAAAAUACCCUGAAGUGUUUAAAAAUUUAAUUGGAAUUGUAGAAGAAAGUGCAACUGGAAUUCAUCGUCUUUAUAAGUUACUUCAUGGGGAAAAACUUACUACUCCUGCAAUUAAUAUUCAAGGAUGUGUUACUAAAAGACAGUUUGACACACGCUAUAGCUGUAGAGAAUCUGUUAUUGUUAGUUUAAAAAAAUGUUUGACUGAUUUAAUGUUUGGUGGAAAACAAAUAGUUUUAUGUGGCUAUGGGGAGGUUGGAAAAGGUUGUUGUCAAUCAUUGAAAUCACUUGGAUGUACUAUUUAUGUUACAGAAAUAGAUCCUAUUUGUGCUUUACAAGCUUGUAUGGAUGGAUUUCGUGUAGUUAAAUUAAAUGAAGUUAUUAGACAAGUAGAUAUUGUAAUUGCUGCGACAGGCAAUAAAAAUGUUGUUACUCGAGAACACAUGGAUAAAAUGAAAAAUAUGAGUAUUGUUUGUUGCAUGUCUUCAUGUCAUAAUGAAAUUGAUGUAAAAUCUUUAAAAAGUGAAGAACUUAAAUGGGAAAGAAUACGAUCAAAUGUAGAUCAUGUACAUUGGCCAGAUGGUAAAACUAUUGUCCUUUUAGCUGGUGGACAUCAUGUUCAGCAUUCAUGUUCUAGUGUACCAUCUUUUGUGACUUCCAUAACUGCAACAACACAAGUAUUAGCUCUAAUGGAGUUGUAUAAGAGUGUUAAUACUAAUAGUCAAUACAAAAAUGGUGUUGAUAUUUACAUGUUGCCAAAAAAAAUGGAUGAGUAUGUUGCAAACUUACAUUUACAAGUAUUUGAUGCACAUCUAACUGAACUUACGGAUGAACAAUGUAAAUAUAGCGGUUUGCCAAAACAUGGUCCUUUUAAAUCUAAUCACUAUCGAUAUUAGUGUUGAUUGUAAAAAAAAAAAAAACAAA